GUUGACUACCAGUGAACGAGUAGAGUUUUGUAAGUUUCUGAAAUCAGUUAAGUUUCCCGAUGGAUUUGUUUCCAAUAUAUCGAGAUGUGUGCAUGAAAGAGAGGGGAAAAUAUCAGGACUAAAAAUGCAUGAUUGUCAUGUUUUAUUACAUCGACUGCUACCAAUUGGUAUUCGAGCAUUCUUACCGAAGAACGUAUACACUGCUAUAACCGAAUUAUGUAAUUUUUUCCGUGACUUGUGCGCCCGAACGAUAAGAGUAAGUGAUCUAGACAGAUUGCAAGCAGAUAUCAUAAUCAUACUUUGUAAGUUGGAAAGAAUAUUUCCACCUGCCUUUUUUAGCGUUAUGGUGCACCUUGCCGUUCACUUACCAUAUGAAACGAAGAUUACUGGUCCGAUUUCUUAUAGUUGGAUGUAUCCGAUUGAAAGGAGUCUACGAACGUUAAAGCAGUAUGUUAGAAACAAAGCACGUCUUGAGGGGUCAAUUGCAGAAGGCUAUGUCAUGAAUGAAUCUAGCACCUUUUGUUCACGUUACCUACGUGGUAUAGAGACUCGAUUCACAAGAGAUGAGCGAAAUGAUGAUACCAUUGUAGAGAACGAGGUAAUUGAUGACUUUGAAAUUUUCAAGCAGAAAGUACGACCCUUAGGUGCAUCAAGUGUUCGUGCUAUAUCAGAGGAAGAGAAACGACUCUUCCAUUGGUACAUACUGAAUAAUGCUGACGAAAUAUCAGAGUAUCGCAAGAAACAUUUGAGGCUCCAACGUCGACAUGCUCAAAAUUCUAUGGAUUUGUAUAAAAUACAUGAACGAGCAUUCCCUGAAUGGUUUCGAGCACAGGUGUUAGAACUGCGUCAGUCUGCAAACCUAUCUGAUGAUUUCUUCUCACUAGCGAUGGGACCAUCCUUUGACGUUCGUUGUUAUAAUGGAUGCAUCGUAGGUGGUGUAAGAUUUCACACUAUUGAACUUGAUUCUCGACGAAAUACCCAAAAUAGUGGAAUAAUGGUCAUUGGUGAAAGCGAUUCAAAGAACGACACACAUUGA
This is a messenger RNA of Cucumis melo (muskmelon), 1036 nucleotides long. RefSeq lists its product as uncharacterized. The transcript is spliced from 3 exons. The coding region runs from base 125 to 1036 and encodes 303 amino acids. Lineage: Eukaryota; Viridiplantae; Streptophyta; Magnoliopsida; Cucurbitales; Cucurbitaceae. The record is from RefSeq and is a predicted model, not a curated record.